ACAUCCACCACAAAAACCAGUGAAACCACUUCAAUAAGCACCACAGAAACCAGUGCAACCACCACAACAAGUACAACAGAAACCAGUGCAAGUACCACAACAAGCACCAUAGAAACCAAAACCAGUGAACCCACCUCAACAAGUACCACAAAAACCAGUGAACCAACAUCAACAAGUACCACAGAAACCAGUGCAACCACCUCAACAAGUACCACUGAAACCACUGAACCCACCUCAACAAGUAUCACUGAAACCACUGAACACACUUCAACAAGUACCACAGUAACCAGUGAAACCACCUCAACAUCCACCACAAAAACCAGUGAACCCACUUCAACAAGCACCAUGGAAACCAGUACCACAGAAACCAGUGGAAGUACCUCAAAAAGCACCACCAAAACUAGUAAACCCACUUCAACAAUUACCACAAAAACCAGUGAAACCACCUCAACAAGUACCACUGAAACCACUGAACCCACCUCAACAAGCACCACAAAAACCAGUGAACCCACUUCAACAAGUACCACAGAAACCAGUGGAAGUACCUCAACAAGAACCACCAAAACCAGUGAACCCACUUCAACAAGUACCACAGUAACCAGUGAAACCACCUCAACAUCCACCACAAAAACCAGUGAAACCACUUCAAUAAGCACCACAGAAACCAGUGCAACCACCACAACAAGUACAACUACAACAAGUACCACAGAAACCAGUGCAAACACCUCAACAAGUACCACUGAAACCACUGAACCCACCUCAACAAGUAUCACUGAAACCACUGAACCCACCUCAACAAGCACCACAAAAACCAGUGAACCCACUUCAACAAGUACCACAGUAACCAGUGAAACCACCUCAACGUCCACCACAAAAACCACUGAAAUCACUUCAAUAAGCACCACAGAAACCAGUGCAACCACCACAACAAGUACCACAGAAACCAGUGCAAGUACCACAACAAGCACCACAGAAACCAGUGUACCCACCUCAACAAAAACCAGUGCAACCACCUCAACAAGUCCCACAAAAACCAGUGAAACCACCUCAACAAGCACCACAAAAACCAGUGAGCCCACUUCAACAAGUACCACAGAAACCACCACCACAACAACUACCACAAAAACCAGUGAAACCACCUCAACAGGUACCACUGAAACCACUGAACCCACCUCAACAAGUACCACCAAAACCACUGAACCCACCUCAACAACCACCACAAAAAGCAGUGAACCUACCUCAACAAUUACCACAGAAACCAGUGGAAGUACCUCAACAAGCACCACCAAAACCAGUGAUCCCACUUCAACAAGUACCACAGAAACCAGUACAACCACCUCAACAAGCACCACAAAAACCAGUGAAACCACUUCAACAGGUACCACAGACACCAGUGCAACCACUGCAACAAGCACCACAAAAACCAUGAAACCACUUCAACAGGUACCACAGAAAACAGUGAACCCACGUCAACAAGCACCACAAAAGACACUGAACCUACUUCAACAAGGACCACAGAAACCAGCAGAAGUACCACAGAAAGCACUGAGCCCACCUCAACAAACACCACAAGAAACACAGAUCUCACUUCAACAAGUACCACAGAAACCAGUGGAAGCACCACAACAAGCACAACAGAAACCAGUGAAAACACCUCAACAGGUACCACAGAAACCAGUGGAAGUACCUCAACAAGCUACAUGCAAACCAGUGAAGUCACCACGUUCAGAACCACAGAAGCAAGUGAAGCCACUUCAACAGGUACCACAGAAAGCACUGAGCCCACCUCAACAAACACCACAAGAAACACAGAUCUCACUUCAACAAGUACCACAGAAACCAGUGGAAGCACCACAACAAGCACAACAGAAACCAGUGAAAACACCUCAACAGGUACCACAGAAAGCACUGAGCCCACCUCAACAAACACCACAAGAAACACAGAUCCCACUUCAACAAGUACCACAGAAACCAAUGGAAGCACCACAACAAGCACGACAGAAACCAGUGAAACCACCUCAACAGGUACCACAGAACCAGUGUGCACACCUCAACAAGCACAAAAAACAGUGA
Molecule: messenger RNA, 2073 nt
Organism: Carcharodon carcharias (great white shark)
Lineage: Eukaryota; Metazoa; Chordata; Chondrichthyes; Lamniformes; Lamnidae
Product: mucin-5AC-like
Exons: 11
Source: RefSeq, a predicted model, not a curated record